Messenger RNA from Helobdella robusta, 1107 nucleotides. RefSeq lists its product as hypothetical. Lineage: Eukaryota; Metazoa; Annelida; Clitellata; Rhynchobdellida; Glossiphoniidae. The record is from RefSeq and is a predicted model, not a curated record. The transcript has 3 exons. Bases 1 to 1107 code for a protein of 368 amino acids.
AUGGCGAGUAAAUGUAAAAAGUGCGUAAAAGUUACUAAAGACGGUGUGCAAUGUGUGCAAUGUUUUCAAUGUGAAAAUAUUUUUCAUGCAAAAUGUGUUGGAGUAAAUGAUGAGGUUGUUGAGGUAACACGUACUUUGUUGAAUUUCAAAUGGUACUGUGAUAUUUGUUUGAAGACGGUAUCCAACAUUAGAUUAUCGACAAAGACAGUAAAUGAUAAUAACAAUGAAAUCAAGUUGAAGGUGGAUCAAAUUAAUGCUGCGAAUAUUUCGUUAAAACAUGAACUGGACAUAAUCAAAAAUAUGAUUAAAGAUAAUGAUUCAAAAUUAGAAAAGCUUGAUGAACCAGGUUCCAAGUUAAGUGUUGAAAUUGAUCAUUUUAAAAGUGAAUUGCAAAAAACAUGGGCAAGUGUUGUUGGCCAGGAGGUUAAAAAAGCUAAAGAGUUGGUGAUGAAGAGUUCAUACAAACUCAAGCAAAUGUCUGAAGAACUUAGUAAGGUAUGGAUUGCCAAUGAUCUGACUGCUGAACAGAGGAGUGAAUUGAAAAGUUUGAUUGCUAAUGUAAAGUCAAGAGAAGCUGCAUGUACGGGAGGUUUUUUAUACAGGGUCAGAGGACCUGUGGGAAAGUGGCGGAUCGUGAGUUUCAAAAAAUUACCUGUGUUAAAGACUUUUGAGGCAUUAGCCAUUAAAUUAAAAAUAAAUGGAACUCAUAUUGUUUUAUUGGCUGUUUAUAGACCAGGAUCGGCUUUAAUUUCAUCUCUAUUCUUUCAGGAGCUUGUUGCUGUUUUAGAGAUAAUAUCCUUGCUUAGUAACAAUGUUGUCUUAGCUGGUGAUUUUAAUGUGCAUGUAGAGAAACACAUGGAUCCUCACAGUGUGUCAUUAUGUGAGAUUUUUGGUAAUUUUAAUCUUGUUAAUAGAAUAAAUGAACCAACGCAUGAAUUAGAAGGUGUGUUUGACCUGAUUAUCACUUCUAUGUCUUUUCCAGUUUUCGAUAUUCGAGUUCUGCCUCCGGGAGUUUUCUCUGAUCAUGGUUUGGUUCAGGCAUGUUUAUCAAUUGAUCAAGUUAUAAGAAUGAAAAAAAAAGGAUGGUUCGAUCUUGGAAAAACAUGA